AAAAUUCGUUGCGCGCGUAACAACCUGACCAUUCUAAAGUUGGUGGCUACGGCCCUGAGCUAGCUCUCAUACUUGACAGCUGUAACUGUUCUAACUGCAUAUUCUGAGGCACAAGUGGCUGUGAGAGCAAGCUUGACUGUCUCCAUUGAUGUUCAAAUGACUGUUUUGCUGUGUUUGCAGUAAAUAAAUCAGUUGUUGACUGGUUGCCUAGUAAUUAUGGCUUAUAACCAACCUCAGCCUCGGGCUACGCCCUCGGCAUUGGUUGGUUAUAAGCCAUAAUUACUAGUCAACCAGUCAAUAACUAUAAAGUAUUCCAGCCUGUAUUCAGCUGAUUUCCCCACGGGCCUGAAACGUUCCCGUGGAUUUUUGGCUGUGUAGACUACUGUAUUGUCAGGGAGGAUAACAGAGCCUCCAGCUCUUACGCCUGGUCCCGGUUGAAGAAGAUGUUUAGUGGUGUUUGGUACUCCUCUAAAGACAUAGUUAAGCUAAAGCAAAGUUUUUGUUCUGAUAGUGUGUACUGAUAUCAAUCUACUACCGCGGGAAGUUCCAAUGUCGGCAGAUAACUUGCCCACCGCUCAGAUGUUGCCUAGCAACGAGAGCUCUCCUCAGAGUAGUAAUGAGAGUGGAGGGAAUGCUCACAUGACCAGAAAGUCAAGUGACCCUGGUCAUGGCUGCUCUGAUCCCUAUACUGACAGCAGUGGACUGAUGUACAAACACAGCUCACCCACGGAGAUCAUUGUCACUGAAGCAGCACCCGUCUUUAUGGGACAGAACCACAUGCACGGCUCUAGUGAUUACUUUAGUGAGCUCCCUGAGUUGGUCCACUCGAAGCCUCCUCUCGGCUUCCAUCACCAUAGUGAUGCUGGCGGGGAGACGGGGGAAGAAUCAAGCAUGAGUUGGCUGUAUGACUUCUACCCCGGCAUCUUCAGUUUUGACAAAAGUCAGAAAGUGUGGAGGCAUGUGAUGCCCUCUCUUGAGAGCAUUAACUUAUUUAAUCCCAAGGAGAAGUUGGAGUCGUUUUCUGGCCACCCCCCAACUCCCCCACAUUUGCACUCUGAACUUAAUUCUCAGUCCGAGGGUUUCAUUGUCACCACAUCCCAGCUUCCACCCUCGUUUAAGCCAGUCGGAGAGGUCAAAGGUCACACCCACGUGGUAGAGUUCACAGGGGAGUCCCCAACCACCACCAUCUUUAUGAGCCAGGAGAAGUACGAGGUGACUCUGGGAGCGCCCACGUCCAGUGCCCAGCGGACAAAUGACGAUACUCUCACCUACCUCAACAAAGGCCAGUUCUACACACUGUACUUCAAGGGAAACUCCAGUCUGCAACUCCCCUCUCUAGUAAAGACUGUGUUAGCUCUCACUUUCUUUGAGGAGCCUGACAAGAGAGUGGAGCACAGUCGCUGGCAGUACUGGUACAACAUGCAGCCCAACCCUAACCAGAAGGCAUUUGAUAUCGAUCGUAAGAGCUGUAAGAACAUUGAGAUGAAGCCAGACUCUGCGGCCAGUUUCACAUGGCACCCCAAGGUCGGGGCAAAGAUUGUCCUGCGUGUCAACUGCCUGAGUACAGAGUUCUCCUCGCAGAAAGGGGUCAAAGGUUACACACUUCAUUUUGUGAGUGAUACGUAUGAUGACAUGGCGAUUGAGAGCGCUGAGCCAGUGCACAGAGCCUUCUGUCGGGUCAAGAUAUUCCGGGACAAGGGUGCCGAACGUAAGAACAAAGACGAGACCAAAUACGUCGAGAGAAAAUUACAGAAAAUGGCCAAGCAAGUCAAACCAGGAGUGUCAUUGGAGACGGAGCUGGGGGCGUCGCUGUUCCACGCUCCCUCCAGAGAGACUGUGUUCACCUCCACUAGCACUCUCGGACCAAAGUCGUUCCUCUUCAUUCCUCAACAGCACCCUGACAUGAAUAGUGGGAUGGUGCGUGAUGAGACAGCUGCUACAGACUUCCUAGCCAGCAUCAGAGAUCGAGAAUCAAAGAGAACAUUUGGCAACACUCUAAGACAAACUAAGGAUGAAUUUGGUGCUCUGGAGAUGGACAAGGAAGGGGAGGAGUGUGAGGGGGCUCCCCCUAAGAAGGCUCCACGCAUCCGCAAUCGGAAAAUGAUGACAAUCUACGUGCGCAAGGAGGACGAGAAUGUGUACAAGGCUCUGAUGCUGGACUGUGCCUCUGUGUAUGAUCUCAAGCUGGAGGUUGGCAAGAAGUUUGAUGCCCCAGCUGACAUGAUACAGAAUGUGUACAAGAGAACUAAGAAGGGGCUGGUCGUACAGAUGGACGAUUCCAUGGUUGAACAGUUUCAGAGCGAGGAUGACUUUAUCAUUGAUCUAUCAUUUGACAAUCAGAAAGGCUCUUUUGAUUUAUACCUUCAUUACUGAGUAAACCCCCACCCACCCGCACACGCUGUUGUUAUGGUAUCUUUCUCUUACAUGUAUUUUUCCCUUCUCAAUUAUUUGUUGGUUUUUGUGCCUAUUUCCCUCAUCCGUCAUUACACACUCAUCUCAAAAUUGGCAUAUCAUUAUUAAUUUGUGAUA
Halichondria panicea is the source of this 2529-nucleotide messenger RNA. Its product is annotated as grainyhead-like protein 1 homolog. Gene Ontology annotation, molecular function: DNA-binding transcription activator activity, RNA polymerase II-specific; RNA polymerase II cis-regulatory region sequence-specific DNA binding. The transcript is spliced from 18 exons. The coding region runs from base 550 to 2373 and encodes 607 amino acids. Gene Ontology annotation, cellular component: nucleus. Lineage: Eukaryota; Metazoa; Porifera; Demospongiae; Suberitida; Halichondriidae. The record is from RefSeq and is a predicted model, not a curated record. Gene Ontology annotation, biological process: regulation of transcription by RNA polymerase II.